This is a messenger RNA of Drosophila albomicans, 3089 nucleotides long. RefSeq names its product matrix metalloproteinase-2 (gene Mmp2). Gene Ontology annotation, cellular component: extracellular matrix. The transcript has 8 exons. Bases 47 to 2302 code for a protein of 751 amino acids. Gene Ontology annotation, biological process: proteolysis; collagen catabolic process; extracellular matrix organization. Gene Ontology annotation, molecular function: metalloendopeptidase activity; zinc ion binding. The record is from RefSeq and is a predicted model, not a curated record. NCBI's taxonomy places the organism in Eukaryota, Metazoa, Arthropoda, Insecta, Diptera, Drosophilidae.
UUUCUCAGUUCUUCGGUUCGUCGCAAACACGAAGAAAACGAAAGAAAUGUGUUACACAUAUGGAUUCUUGUUUGGCCUGCCCCUGGUUGCCCUCGUCUGGCUGUCGACGUCGCCAACAUCAGCGGCAGCAAUGGCCGUUGUAGAUGUAACAGCUGCAACAGCAAUGCCAGCAACAUCAGCAAAUAAGCAUCAGCAGCUGAUGCAUCACAGCCACAGCCACCACAAUCAUCAUCACAAUCAUAAUAUUCAGAAUAUGCAGCCCGGUGAGCAGAAGGUGCUGCCCAGCAAAGCGAAUAAACUCGUCUCUGAGGAUAUUAUGCACAAUUACCUCAUGCAGUUUGAUUAUCUGCCCAAGUCAGACCUGGAAACUGGCGCUCUGCGCUCCGAGGAGCAGCUGAUAGAUGCAAUACGUAAUCUCCAGGCUUUUGGCAACAUUCCAGUUACGGGCAAAAUCGACCCGGCUACGACCAAGCUGAUACAACAGCCCCGCUGCGGUGUGGGUGACAAUAAGCAUGCGUAUAAUUUCUCACCGGAUAAUCUGGAUCAUGGCAAUGGACGUAGCUUUAGCUCACGUGUGCGUCGCUAUGUUCUACAGGGAGCCAAAUGGGAUAAAACAGAUUUAACAUGGAGUUUGGUGAAUCAGUCAAUGCCCGAUGCUGACAAAAUUCGCAUGAAUUUGGCCCGAGCAUUGAAAGUGUGGGAGAACAAUUCGAAGUUGACAUUUCGUGAAGUGUACAGCGAUCAGGCGGAUAUCCAGGUUCUUUUUGCACGACGCGAUCACGGCGAUGGCUAUAAAUUUGAUGGACCUGGCCAGGUGCUGGCACACGCCUUCUAUCCCGGCGUUGGGCGUGGCGGCGAUGCGCAUUUCGAUGCAGAGGAGAUCUGGGAAUUCGAUGCCAGCAGCGAUGAUAGUCGAGGCACCAACUUUCUGAACGUGGCCCUCCACGAACUGGGUCAUUCCCUGGGCUUGGGCCACUCCUCGGACCAGAAUGCGGUCAUGUUUCCCUGGUAUCAGAACAACGAGGUGGAUGGCAAGUUGCCUGAUGAUGAUCGUAAUGGCAUACAGGAACUUUAUGGGGCCAAGGAAAAGGUUUGGGGUCCUUAUCGGCCACAAACGACGCCAACAACAACGACGACAACAGCGCGCACUCUCACAUACUAUCCCAAUUACUAUCCCAACAAUUAUCCGAAUCGUGAUCGCACGCGAGAACGGGAGUGGGAACGUGACCGUGAACGGGAACGGGAACGCGAACGUGAGCGGGAGCGGGAGAGAAACCGGGAAAUCGAAUGGAAUCGAGCACGGGAACGAGAGCGCGAACAACGAGAGAGGGAACGAAUUCAACGCGAAAGAGAGCGGGAACGAGACCGCGAACGCAUGACAACAACAACAACAACUGUACGACCAACAACAACAACAACAAAAGCAACAACGAGAGCAACAAUGCCAACGAGAAGAGCGUGGUCAGGACAGCCGUAUAGACCUUACAACUAUCCGAACGCCCAGCAACCGAACAAGCCACACAAACCCCAUAAACCACGCAAACCGAAGCCGGACAGUUGUAUGACCAGCUACGAUGCGAUUUCCAUGAUUCGCAGUGAAUUAUUCAUCUUCAGAGGACAAUUCCUCUGGCGUAUUGGUGCCAACGGCUUGUACAAUGGAUACCCAACGGAAACGCGUCGUCACUGGGCCGCACUUCCUGAGGACUUUAACAAAGUUGACGCUGUCUUUGAGAAUCAGCAGCGACAGAUUGUCUUCUUUAUCGGCAAACAGUAUUACGUCUUUGAUUCGGUCACCUUGGUGCCAGGUUAUCCGCAACCGUUGACCACAUUGGGCUUGCCUCCGACACUCAACCAAAUCGAUGCGGCAUUCGUCUGGGGUCACAACAAUCGCACAUAUCUGACGAGUGGCACCUUAUACUGGCGCAUAGAUGAAAACACUGGCAAGGUGGAACUCGACUAUCCCAGAGAUAUGUCCAUCUGGGCGGGCGUCGGCUAUAAUAUCGAUGCCGCCUUCCAGUAUAAGAACGGCAAGACAUAUUUCUUCAAGAACUUGGGCUACUGGGAGUUCAAUGACGACCGCAUGAAAGUGGCGCAUGCCCGACCCAAAUUGUCGUCUCGGAUGUGGAUGCAGUGCGCCCGCAGUAUCAACGAUGUGGACGAGGAGCAGCGUUGGACAUCGCCGUUAGUGUCGGGCACAAAUGAAACCUCAGAAAACAACUCUGCAAACAGCCCAAGACGAAAGCACAGUCUAAUUGUCUCUGUGCUGAUACUGCUGCUCACAUGGCGAGCCUGGCUUAGUUAAGAUCUAGCUUUAAGCUUAGCUGUAGCCAAGCUUCAACUGAAUGCUUAUAAUUUCCUUCCUCCUCUCAUUCAAAUGCGAACUGGCUAGAAAAUGUCUACGCUGAAUUCUAUUGGAAUUUAGAACGAACUCGAUAUCGAGCCACGACUGUCAGACAGCAGAACCCACAAAGCGGCCUUACAAACCCUUCAAGAACCAAAACUUUGAAUUUUCUUUCGAGAAUUGUGUGCUUUCAAAUAUAACUUGCCAAUCGUGCAUGCAGACACCAUCUAUUUGACCGAAUAGCAGGAUUGAUUAACUGCAUCUACCUUUUUUAUAAUAAACUUUAUAAAAUGCAUAUAAACAAGAUACAUAAAAUAUAAACCUAUUAGUUAUUUAGGCAUAUAUAAGUACAUAAAAGAAAACAAUUGAGAACUUCUCAGCCGCAACUGCCUUAUAAUUAAGUACAGUAUUGCUUCAUAAGGACGAACAGAUUGGCCCGAGUUAAAGCAACUAUGAGCUGCCCGCAUUUUGUAUUUGAUUUGAACAUAAACAUUUCUAAUUGUUUAUAUUUAAAUAAUGUGAUAUUAUCAUAAAUUUGUUUGUGUGCGAUUGUAAUAAUAAAAAUUCAAGAACUCAAGAAAAUCCACAAUCCACAAUUUGAAAUAUAACAAUUAUUAUAAAUAUUUUGCGUUAGUAUUAGCUAUAUAAAUACUUUUGUUUUUAAGUAUAAAUAUACAAAUACUUAAAAAAAAAGAACACAUUUAAGUUGGCAAUAUCUUUUUAUAAAUUUUUAUAAAAUAAAAUAAAA